Molecule: messenger RNA, 2700 nt
Organism: Emiliania huxleyi CCMP1516
Lineage: Eukaryota; Haptophyta; Isochrysidales; Noelaerhabdaceae
Exons: 12
Coding region: 1-2700 (899 amino acids)
Source: RefSeq, a predicted model, not a curated record
AUGAGCACCUACUUCAAGCACCAGGGCAAGUGCGCCGCCAACCUGCGGUCCCACACGAUCGACCUGGAGGCCACCCUUCGCCCCACGCCGCGCGAGGGCUCCAACGACGCGGCGCUAAAGCGGCAGAGCGAGUCGGUUCCCUCGCAAGUCUUUCUCGACCCGUACCACGUGCGUUGCAUGCAAGACACCGCGUAUGCUGCGCGCGGUCGUAUGCUCGUUUGGGACAAGGAGAGGCCGCCCGAUCUGGGCCCUGAGGCGCGCAAACGCUCGCGCUACGUCACUCCUCCGCAAGGACGGUUUGUGCCUCCGCUCAAAUCGUGGUGCGCGCGGGCGAUGAGCUCGACCGAUCCCUACGGAAUCGGCGACCGCCCGUGCAUCGGCGUCAUCCAGGACACCGCCUUUCGCCGGACGCAUAGCACGAAAAAGAAAAAAACCCAAGAGAGGGGUUGGAGGGCGGGAGAAUCCAAAAAAGCCGUCCAAAAAGCCACAAAAAGCCAGCGAGCCUCCCGUUACGCGAUUGCCGCGAAGCGCAGCAUGAUGCGUGGCCAGCUUGGGAGGCUGCCGCCGCUGUCAGAGGCGGCCGCCACUGUGAGGAGCGGUGCCGGGCAGCGCUCCGCCGCCGGUUCGCCUCUCAUGUUGCUCCCGCUGCUCGUGCCUCUGGCGGCCGCCUCGCUCAUAGCCGCUGCGACUGGCGCGCUCGUCCUCGUUGACGUCGAGAAUGUCCGCGGCAAGUCUGGGUUCGAGCUCAGCCACGACGAGCUGCUCGAGCGCGCGACCCAUUGGGCUGCGCACCGCCGCCUACGUGGUGCGGUGUCGCUGGUCGUCGAUCACGGCAGCCUACCCUCGGCAUUCUGGCUGGAGCGGCAGGGGUUGGCUGUGAUCUUUGCGGGACAGCGCCUCAAGGCAGACGACGUGAUUGCGCGAGACGUCUCAUUCGCGACGCGUCAGCUGCGCACUGACGUUCUCGUCGUCACCGCGGACCGCGAACUCACCCAGCGUUGCCGCGCUGCCGCACGCGACAGCGUGAACAAGCUCGGCAUCAUCUCCCCCUCCUCUUUCAUCGAAGACCUUGCUCGUGCGCAAAAGGAGAACGGCGGGGACGGCUCGGCAGGCGGGUUCCCCUGGGCAGCCGCGGAGGAGGUGGCCUCGGAGGAAACACUCCCUGCUGCCGCCGCCGCUGGUGCCGAUGCUGUGGAGAGCGAGAUUAUGGAGGCCGAGAUCGCGCUGGGCGGUGCGGUUCGCGAUGCCGAGGCGCGGCUGCGGCGCAAGCGCGUCUCUCCACGCAAGCGUGCCAAGCUGCGCCGCCAGCUCGCGUCGCUCAAGGACAAGUACUCCGCUCAGGCCGGAGGCGCUUCCGGCUUGGGAGGGCCGUCGGCACUGCAGCGCGCCGUCGCAGCCCCGGGAGCGGGCCUCGGCGAGGGCAUGGGACGGCGGGAGCAGGACCGGCUGCUGGCACGCUGGCAGUACAGUCUGCGCCUCAGCGACACGCACGGCUUCGAGGCGGCGCUCACCACUGACGCGUCGCUGCUUCCUUGGAUGCCGACCGAGGCCACCGCCGCCUCGAGCCGCGCGGAAGCUGCGGCGGCAGACGCUUCGGGAGGCAAAGCUCUCGAGCGUUUCGACGCUUGGUUAUCGUUGCAGCGAUUCGACCACAAACUUGUCCUGCGCGGCAACCACGACCCGUUCAACGUCGCGUUCCCGCGCUCCAACGCCACGCUCAUCACCCAGCCCACUCUGGCAACCAUCGGCGGCUGGACCCUCUCGCUCGUCCCCUUCUCCCGAGGCGGCCGCCUUGUCGUACCCCCCGGCGACCUGAUAGCCAGCCACGUGCCUCCGAAGCGCAUCCUCGACCGAACCUACUCGGGCGACCGCGCCGGCUCGUCUGCGCUGCGCGGCGCCGUGGAACGUUGGACCGCCCCGCCACCCCGGGUGUGGCUGCACAUCCACGAGGGGCGCGGCUGCGAGCGCGUGCGCUUCGGCGGGCGGGGACUGCAUGCGUCGCGGGAGACGCUCGUGAUCAAUGCCGCAAACGCGAACAGCGGCCGAGCAAACCGGUUGGUGCACGGGCCUGUGGCGACCGGGACGGGCGUGCAAGACCGCGGCGGGGAACGCGGCACAGAGGCGGCCGCGGUCGGUGCGCUGCUCCUAGCAGUCGAUCUCGGCUUGCGGAGCGGUGCGAGUCUGUUCUCGGCAGACGGGGAGCUUCUGCGGUACGAGCAGCUUCGCUUUGCAGACGAGACGGCGCUGCGGGAGGAGGCGCCGCAGCUCAUCGCCUCGUGGGAGGCCGAUGUCAACGCGGCGGCGGCGGGCCAGACGAGCUCCGCAGCCGCGCCGCGCCGUUGGGCCAUCACGCACGUGGCGAUCGAAGGUGGAGACCCGCCAUUGUGGGAGGCGUGGGGCGAGGCACACGGCGCAGCGCCGCUGAGUGUGUCUGCCGACGAGUGGCGGCGCCAUCUCUUGACGAGGAAGGAGCGAUCCUCGGGGAGCUGCGCCAAAGCAGCGGCGAGGCUAGUGGCGCGCCAGGUGGUCGCCGACUUUGGGGCGAUGGAGGCUCACGUCGGCGCUUUCAAGACGGAUGCCGCCGAGGCGGUGCUCAUGGGCUAUUACGCGUACCGUCUCGGCUGGACUACACGGGAGCCGCCGAUCCGCCGUUUCUCCAACGGCAACGUGGUGCUGCCGAAGGUGACUGCCAAAAAAUAA